AAUGGGUAGUGUUACAUUUCCCUAUUCUUUGUCUGAAAUGAAAAUGCUACAUUUUUAUAAGCAAAAAGUAUUUUCAUGUCCAUUUCUGUGCCAUCAUUAUCUACAAUAAGGAAGUAGCAUUCAAAUUGUAUUUUUUACAAUUACACUUUAUUCAAAUGGGGGUGUUUGGGCAUUAAAUAUUCUUCUGUGCUUCUGGUUUCGAUUCGCUGUAUACAGCUUACAUGAAAAAUUAGUAAUGUAUAGUUCUUCAAGACUUUUCUUCUUCUUGGUGUUUUGUCGUCUGGUCUAGAACGGCCGAGAGGUCAUUUUUGCCUGUCGGUGAUUAUCCUGAUAACGCCAGUAACUGUUUCAGAUGCAUGAGUUUUCCAUUCAGUGCCUCUUGAGGCAUUCGCUCUGAACAAGUGUAGGGAGCGCUGAAAGACUCAAUACAAAUUCAGCUGUACACACCGAGUCGGUGGGGCUUACAAAGUAAUUUUGUUAAAGACAAUGGUUCUUGAUUUUAUUUUAUUUUGAUGUACUACUCGAUGUAAAGCAGCUAUGGAGCCCAGUCCCAGGAAUUCCUUGGAACAAACUUGAUUGAAGUCCAUUAAAGUUUUAAAAAAUGUGCUUCGUCUUUUGCUUUGGCAUUUGCAUUUAAAGAAGGCUGUGGUGUCCUCGUUCUUCUCGGGUGUUUCUUCUGCCUUGCAAACGGAACCGUGGGCAAAGUCACACAGACCAGAAGAGCACCGUUGUCUGAAUUUCUUGAUCAGAAUAAUUGAGCCUGCAGGUCGCUUGCUCUUCAGUGGGCUAAAGCCAAUGGGGGCGCGCUCUGUGAACCGGAAAGGGCAAUAAACUCCUCCCUUGCUGCUGCAAUCCGCCUCCUGUCUGCUCGUUCUCUCCCCCUCUUCCCUCUGAGCCGCCUGAGUCGCCACAGCACAUAAGUAACCCUCUGUCAUAACUAAAGUACUAAUGUAUUGGCUGUAACACCUCAAUUUCCCUUCAGGAUCAAUGGAGUCUUAUCUAUGUCAGUUACACAAAGCACUUAAAAAAACAAUGACAAACACGAAUCUCCCCUGUUCGACCAGUGGCUGAGUGCACUUUCUCUCUCUGCCUUCGGAAUGAAAAGAGCAAUAAGACUGUCGGAGAGCCGGUGCAGUCGUCACUCCCCACACUGCUGACACAGAGCCUGGAGCGUCGGUCCAGCAUAGAAACUGGAGCAUGUUGAGAUGGGGAUGCAGGGCUGUGGGACCUUUGGAGGGGGCAGAGAGAGGCUCCCUCACUCAAUAUCUAGACCCGUCUCAUGGUCCCAGUCUGUUGAGCCGCUGAUCUGAAAGUCGCGCUCCACGACCUUCAGUUCAGAGACCCAUCUAUACGUUUAGAUCGGUGCUGCUGAGUAGUAUUCACGAAGUCUUUGGUUGUAUAUUCGAACAGCCUCUUUUUUUUUUACAUUUUAAAUUUAAAGAAGAAAAUGUAGGAUUUUUUCCAUGCUCAUUGAAAUAAAACUAUUGACAAACAGAACCUCAAGCAUGAGCGGGUCUGCACUGGUCCGGAGACUAAGGGGACAUGUUUGAUUUGCCGGCGCCACGGAGAUGCUGUCUCCACGGAAACCGACACUAUUACUAUGGUAACGGCGGCGGGAACACUCCGCGCCCGGCGCUAGUUUUCCCGGGAACAGGCCGGGAAUGUUCUCCGACGUCAUGAGACCCGGACCGUGCGCCCUGUCACCCCUAGACCCCUGGGCGCUCAGUAACAGCGCGAAAAGAAAACAAACCUGCUUCUCCCGGCCCUGCGGCUAGGGCACCUCCUCACGGACACACACCGCCUUCACCGCCCCGGGUGGGGAGCUCGCUGUGCGGGCAGGAAAGAGACGCACAACAUGAGCCCAUUAACCGGUCAGAACCACGCGUGUAUAAGAGGAAGAACAAGUUAGCAGCUUUGAGUAAUCCUCACAAUUUAGAAAGACGCACAAAAAAAGGGGUACCCGGUCAGGGCAGUGCGUGGUUUUAACUGUCCGGGGACCUGAAAAUAUUAACUGCUGCACGUAAAGCACAUUAAAAAACACACUCAGCAUGAAGAUCCCUGAUUAGUAAUUUUUAAGGACGGGAUAUGGUAUGCGUUCUCAAUUAGAAAAAAAGAAAGCAACAAUUAAUGACAUCACGGUGCGGUACAAAAAACAAAUCACGGUGUGACAGGGAAGUUUAGAAGCCCAGGUAUCAUAUUCACCAAACAAAAUGCUCUAACGCCCCCCUUCCUUUCAUGCGCAUUAGGUGGAAAUGCAAUAUGACUUCAACGCCGUUAGAAAGACACGUGAAAAAUAAAGCAAAAAAACAACUGAGGUGUGUACAGAUUCUAACCAUCUUCAGAAAUCUGAUUCGUAAUCACCUCCGGCAGCGUAUUGUUCAGUGUUUCGUUUGUGUUCACUCAUCCUAGUCUUUGGACACCCUGACUCCUUUGCCUGUAUUACGUGAGGUGGAAUCGAAGUUGGAAUAAAAUAAAUUCUGGGAUCUCUCUCACGCGCUGCCGGCUGCUGCCCCAGCUCGCGCAGGGGCACUUCCGGCCUCGCCGCCGCUGUGUUUGGGCGUCGCUUAGCAACGAGCCCGCUCCGCGCUGUGGUGCCGAGGCGUCGGAAACGUGUUUUUUACACAGUUACAGUAUGUCCGAAUUAAGGUGUCGCUAUUAGCGUCUAGCUGAGCUGAUCUUAAACCGAAGCGUGAGGCCGGAAGACCUCAGCCCUGCCCACCUGUCUGCUGCGCUGCGGCUAAGCUCUUCUCCCCGGCCAGCCAGGAGGAGUCCGGACUGCGUGGCCGGGAUGGGCAGCGCCGGGGUGAAGGUGCCGGCCGGUCUGUCCCAGCAGGCCCGGUUCCGGAGGAAGGACGGCCUGUUCCCCCUGGCGCAGGUGGCGGCCCCCGCCCGCGGGCUGCGGCAGCGCUACAGGAGCCUGCGGGAGCCCCUCGCCUCGUUCGCGCCGGGCGGGCCGGGGUGCGAAGAAUCACGAGGCGGUGGGCUUCAGGAGGAGAGGCCUGUCACCCCCAUCAGAGACAGCGUGAAGGUGUCUCCAGCAAGUCUGGAGGAGCUCUGCCAGCUGGUUCACAGGAGGGUGCAGGUGCGCCCCGAGAUCACGGCGGUGUCUGAAGAAGCCCAGCGGACUCUGGCAGGCGUCAUUCUGGCAGAAGUAAAAUUAAUCUGGCAAGACCUUAAGAAUCUCACUUGUGAUCCAUCCCUGAGUUCAGAAGAGAACGAGGCCCUCCGGUGUCAGAUGACCACGCGAAUCAUCCUGGUCUGCGAGCAGCUCUUCCUACAUUACCUCUGCAUGGUGGACACUCUGAGGAGACGCUGCGUCUUCAGCGAUCAGGCCAACCUGAGCCGCCUGGGUGCACAGCUGUCCGUCGAGUGCACCAGGCUAUUACGUGUCCCUACCAUCAGGCGCAGUGUCAUAGCGGAGGUCCUGGCCUCUCGGAAACCUGUGGAGCUCCACGGAGAAAGCACUCGGCGGCGUUCGGACCCCCCUGUCCAGGAGAGCAGAGGGGGAGUACGGUGGCCCAAGCAAGGAAGAGGUCACCGCGCAGCAGAGUCCUGCGUGCCAUGGCGAGGGGCUGGCCUGCCUCCGGCGAGCAAGAACAGGGCUGAUGGGAGCUGUGGGACUGGGCGCAGAACGCACGAAUCUGUGGUGGAGCGAGACCUCCGGGAGAUUCAUGAAGCGAUAGCGCCUUUGGAUUUGGAAAAGGUGUACGAGCUUCUGCCGUUUCAGGAGGAGCAGGUGUAUGCCAGAAAAGCCAUGCAAUGUGCUGCAGUGAGGAGCCCCAGUCCCCCUGGCCAGAGGGUCCCGUCUGUGGAUGUUGAGCGCCACUGUUCCUCUCAAAUGAAGGGUUAUCAUUCAAUGCCGGACCUCUACAGGGAAUCUCUUUUGGAAGAGCUCGGAAUCAAACCAGAACGAGCUCGGCCGAAUUCCCCUGUAGUGUUACACACCUCGGUGCUGGCAGCCAGUCUGGAGAAACCUGUUAGCAUCUCUGACGAUCUGAGAAGGCUGUUACAGGAUGGUAAUAAAUCACCUUUACAACAGUCCAAGGCAGAUGACCCAGAAGCUGACUUGCCACCUUUAAUCAGAGCUGUAAUAUGCAGGAAAGAGGCAAAAUGGCUUCAUGUACAGGAGACGUUGAAGAAGCUGAAUGAGGAAGAGGAGCAGACGCCAGUGGAGCAGUUUGUUGUGAAGGAGCCGGAGCAUCCCCAGGCUGCGGUAGUCAAUGUGACUCUGUCUUCCCAGUGUGUAGCCAGGCCAGCUGAUGUGCAGGUGUCUGACAGAGUGCUAACAGACACCGUUAACAUACGGAAAUGUCCUCCUGUUUAUAAUGACCUGACGGGAGAGAUUGAGGCCUCUACUGUGAAGUGGCUGGACCGGAAUCUUUUCCUUGGGCAAGAAAUUAAAGAUGUUUACAAGGAGUUAACCAAGAGCGUUUCAACAGAGUAUCUAGAUUUCGACCAGGACCCCCUGAUCGAACGUGCUGCGGCUGAUGCAGAUAUGCCCAUCGUCUUGGCAUCCUCAGCUUUGAAUAGGAAAAGAAGGCAUUGGUUCAUCAACCCACAACUGAGGGAACCAAACAGAAACAAUUUAAUGCAAAGAGAGAAUAAAAAGAACAAUACCACUAAUGACUACGAACGCCCGGACAACGUUUCCUCCCGAGCAUACGCAUCGUGGCUGCAGUGGUGGAAAUCCACACUAAACUUUGAUGACUACCUGAAAUACAUCUCAACUCAGGAUUCUGACUACCUAAAAGUAAUAUUCCACUUGUACAACAGUGAUGAAAGUGAUGAUGAAGAAGAUGAGAGAAGGAAAGCCCUCGUGUCUGAAAUGGAGUACAGAGAAAGAGAGCAGAGGAAGAAGAUUGCGGCCCUGAGGUCCCAGAAGCAGGAGUUUGUGUCCGGGCUGUGGAAUGUGAACUCUGUCAUGCUCGGAGGGCUGGGGAAGGAGCCCGAGUUGGGAGAUGCUGAUCGACCAGCAGAAGGUUUGGGCUUGAGCUUGGCGCAGGCGGAGCGAUCUCAAGCGGCCCGAUCGGGGUCAGCGGGGACCGAGGAGGAGCUCCUGCAGAGCCGACUGGAGAGAAUCUGGGAAGCGCUCUAUGUCCCAGACGGAGAGAGACUGGACAUGGCUAUCAAAUACAGCUCGCACACCUACAGAGAGCGCCUGGAGGAGGCAACCACUGCUUGGGAAAGAGCCGUCCAAUUCAUCCAGCAGAGGGAGUCCUUGCUAGCUAAACUGGAGCGAUUCGAGAGGAAUGCUUCCGAUCCCAACAGGUUUUUUGAACGAGGGUAUCGUGGUACAUCAAUUGCAAGAUUGGACGAAUCUAAGCGAAGGGGAAAACUGCACUCCGAGAUCUCCGCUGUUGAAAGCCUGUUGUCGAAGGCUGUGCAUCGAGUUAAAGAUCGCUUCAAUGACACGGUCACAUAUAAAGGCCGGCCCUAUGCCGAGAAGAUGCGCUGGGACAAAAUCGAGAUGCUCUACUGGCUGCAGCAGGGGCGCCGCAUGCAGGCCAUGGACAGGGUGCUAGAGUGUGGGGUGGGCCAGCCCGUCAGGCUGCCCCCCCUGCAGCUGCCACCCCAGCCUGGCUCAGGAGUAGCGGGGCACUCCCUGACGCACCCCACACCGCUGUGAGCGUGCCCACCCCUCAGCACCGCUCUCAUCCUGGGACACCUGGACUCGCUCGCUUUUUACUUUUGAACUACUUGUCAGAUUAAAGCACAUUGAGAGGAAAAAAUCCUCUUGAUGUUGCAAGAAAAUAUAUGAUAUGAGAAAUGAAUAAAAGCAGUUUCAGCAAGG
Messenger RNA from Lepisosteus oculatus (spotted gar), 5791 nucleotides. RefSeq names its product coiled-coil domain containing 87 (gene ccdc87). The record is from RefSeq and is a predicted model, not a curated record. Lineage: Eukaryota; Metazoa; Chordata; Actinopteri; Semionotiformes; Lepisosteidae.